Molecule: messenger RNA, 1494 nt
Organism: Leptopilina heterotoma
Lineage: Eukaryota; Metazoa; Arthropoda; Insecta; Hymenoptera; Figitidae
Gene: CPR27
Product: myb-like protein AA
Exons: 4
Coding region: 102-935 (277 amino acids)
Cellular component (GO): chitin-based extracellular matrix
Molecular function (GO): structural constituent of chitin-based larval cuticle
Source: RefSeq, a predicted model, not a curated record
CCCAGCCGCUCCCGAAGGGGACCUAUAUAAGUAGACCUGCAGAGCCGCAUAAGGCGAUCUUUAUAAAUACAAUCACCAUUGCCUCUUCGACGAGGGCAACGAUGCGUCUUCCCGUGCUGCUUUUGAUUUUUUCCCUUGGAUGUGGAUUAGCUCAACAAUAUGACACGAGCACAACACCUGUACCAAUUCUAAAGCAAAUAAACAGACACAAUGAAGACGGUAGUUACAGUUAUGGAUACGAGGCAGCUGAUGGAUCCUACAAAAUAGAAUCAAAACAUCCGAAUGGUGAAGUUUUUGGCAAGUAUGGUUUUAUUGACGACACUGGAAGUGUGAGGGAAGUGGAAUAUGGAGCGACUCGUUCAAGGGGAUUUGAACCAGCUGGCACGGGUAUCAAUGUCCCACCACCAGUCGCUGGGAACAGUAUUAAUACCAAUGAGCCUGAAGAUGAUGGACAAUAUCGAGAGGAUCCCUCUGUUUAUUACACGGAUCCAAGAUAUACAAAUGGUGAACGUUACGAUCCAGUGCCUAAAAAUGCUUUGCGACAACAGCACGCAGCAUAUCAACAACAACACCAACAACAACUUGCGUAUCAACAACAAGCAUUGCAAAAGUCCCAACAACCACUUGCCUAUCAACCACAAAGUGCCUAUCAACAACCGUCAUAUCAGCAGCAAAUAGCCUAUCAGCCAUCGCCUGUGAGUAAAUCCGUUGCUUCUCCUGCGUACCAACAACCAGCAAUUCCCGCCAAUUCACAAGGAGAAUAUCGACCGCAAUAUAGAAAUCCCUAUCAGCGACCUCAGUAUCAACAUCAAUAUGAACAACCUGCACAGUCGGUAGCGCAACCACAGUCGAUAGUUCAAAGAAGAUAUGAGGGUCCAUUAGCAACUAAUUCCCCAUCAACUUUGGGUUCCUAUUCUGUUCAUUAUAAACGGUAGAAUUAUUUUUUUUUCUCUACUUUUUAAUUAAUUAAUUAAAUAAUUAAUUAUUAUUUUUACCAAAAAAAUUAUGUUUCACUUAGUUUUUCCGCGUAAAAAUAAAGAGAAAUAUUUUUUUCAUUCCUUCACAGAUGAAAUUUUUGUAUUUUUAAAUUAAAAAAUUUUUUAAACGAGAUUUUUUUUCUAAAACGAAAUGAUGUAUGUUCUAUGAAAUGAUUUUUGUAAAACGAAAUUGUUUUCCUUCGGUAAAAUUUAUUUUUCGUAUAAAUAUUGAUUUAAGAGACUCGUACCCAAAAAAAAAAAUUUAAUUAGAAAGAAUAUAAAUUUUGUGAAAUUAUUUAUUUUUAUUUUAUCAUAAUUAUAUGAUUACUACAAGGCUCGAACUAAAUCAGUAAAUUCCGUAAAGGACCGUAAAUUUGAUUCAAGUCCGGAAAAGUCAGAUUUUUUAAAAAAAGGUCCGUAAAAAAAAAAGUUAUUAAAAAAAAAAAAAUUCAAAUUUUUUUUACAAAAAGUUCGUAAAUUGUACGAUAUAAUUUGGAAAAUUUUAGAGAAAUUACAA